AGAUUUGUUUAUAUCUUAAACAUUUUCUAUAUCAUUUACGGUUAAAUUAAUAUAUACAGGCAUAAACCCGUUCUUUGUAGUUGCACUUUUGUAGCUGUAGCUGUACUGUUUCUUGACUAGUGAAACUAACCUAAAUAAAAAGUUCACUUAAUCCCAUUUAAUUACCAUGUUGAAACAAAACUUUAUCAUCAAGCUUAAUACCCAACAUAAAUCUGUCUACAACUCACAUUUAUACAGAGACUGUUCGCACAAUAUCAGCAGAUUUCUAUAUUUGCACUAAAAAAUUGAGCGCAACAGUAAAAAUUACAACGUGAUAGAUAGAUUUUGCUGACUUACCAUUAAUUGCAAAUCACUAAUUUGCAAUGUACAAUAGGAUAAGCGUACGUCUGCAGAAGAUACUCUUGUGCGUAUUCGUAGUGAUCUUCAUCAUCGUUUAUUUAUGUACAAAUCAGCGUGCGAAUGACAAGGAUGUAUCCUUAAAACAGCUUCUCGCCGCCGCGAUAAGAGCGGCGGAAAUUGGCGGAUUUCAAGUGGUGACAGUACAUGAUCAGAUUAAAUUUAAAAUUGAAAGUAAAGGUCAAACGAAGGAAGGAGUGGAUGACCCAGUAACCGCAGCUGAUUACAGAUCCCAUUGUGCAAUGUAUGGUUCUUUAGUCCAGGCAUUUCCAGGAAUUACUGUGAUAUCUGAGGAAGCAUCGCAAGAUUGCGACAAGAUAGUAGUAGAAGACAUUAAGAAAUCUAUUAAAAGUAUUGAUGGUUAUGACAUAAAUGAUGACAUUGUAAACAUUUAUGAUGUUACAAUUUGGAUAGAUCCUCUUGACGCUACUAAAGAAUUCACAGAGAAUUUAUUACAAUAUGUAUCCACUAUGGUGUGUGUAGCUGUGAAAGGACAACCAAUUAUUGGUGUUAUAUAUAAACCAUUUGAGACAAGACAAAAUCAUAGUUUAUAUUGGGCGUGGGCUAAUCAUGGUACAUCAAAAAAUUUGAAAAAUUUGCCCAAAAUGAAGGAUAGUGAAACGCCUAUUCUGAUUGUAUCUCUUUCACAUGCUGGAGAAAUCACAAAUGCAUCUAAAGUUGCAUUCGGCAAUAACGUUGAAAUUAUUUCUGCUGGUGGUGCAGGAUAUAAAUUCUUAGAGGUAGCUGUUGGUAAUACGACAGCAUACGCUCAUGCAACUGCUAUCAAGAAAUGGGAUAUUUGUGCAGGAACAGCAAUUCUUAGAGCUUUAGGGGGAACAGUAGCACAGUUGUAUGAUCGACAAACAAUCCAUUUUGGAGCUGACAGUUCUAAAGUACUUACAAAGGGUCUUUUGGCGACUAUGAGUGAUUCUGUCGAGCAAUUAAUAUCAAGAUAUGCUAAUACACAAUAACAUCACAUAUCUUCCAGUAGAUUUUGUCAUCGUUAACUAUUUAUUAUAAGAAGUGUAUUUCUUGUAGCUGUGUAACUACCGUAUAGAUUUUUUAUACAAUAAAUUAUAAGUUAUACAAUA
Molecule: messenger RNA, 1487 nt
Organism: Linepithema humile (Argentine ant)
Lineage: Eukaryota; Metazoa; Arthropoda; Insecta; Hymenoptera; Formicidae
Product: putative inositol monophosphatase 3
Biological process (GO): phosphatidylinositol phosphate biosynthetic process
Cellular component (GO): endomembrane system
Molecular function (GO): 3'-nucleotidase activity
Source: RefSeq, a predicted model, not a curated record